AUGGCUCCUCCUCAUGCUUCAGAAACCGUGGAUGACCAGGAUAAGUCGUCAAAUAUAAAGGGCGCUAGCAUUAGAAACAAGGAUGCUGACAGGGUAACCAAGCCCUCGACACGAAAUAUAAGAGCAUCAGGUCGAAUGGCAUCUGGACCAAGAAACUCGAAGUCGAACACAACUCCUGCCCCACGUGCCAAGUCUUCGAGACUUUCCAAAUGUCCUUCGUCUGAGAUAUCACAAGACGAUAGCGUCGAAGAUGAGUCUUCUACGCAAACCUCAAUUCCACGCACUGCCGCGCGACAGCCAAUCCCACCCCCCGUCCACUCAAACGAAGAGGAUUACAUUAAAUCUUCUCAGCUGACCAGAUCCACCGAAUAUUCACCACUAGCUCAACAUCUUCGCAUGAGAGAGCGGGACCUCAACGGUGGACGCGACUUGACACCCACAGAGCAACGACAACACAAAGCUUCCAAAGCCUAUCGUGCCAAAACACUGAGGGAGGAAGAAAAUAGUCGGCGUCGGAUCGCUACUCAUCCUCACCCAGAGCCAGUCGAAGGUACUCCCAGCAUCAUUCAAGAAAAAAGACAAGACAGGGCGCACGCUUCUAGGCAACCGAGACCAAAUAUUACCGGUCCACAACCACUAUCUGCGGCUGUUAUGGCUUCUUUGGCUGCUGAAAAGGCCAAAUUCAAGGAAGAAGAAUUGGCGGCCAAGCUCAAAUACAUAAAGGAACACAGUGGUGGAGGUUGGAACAUUGAAGACUACCAAGAAGUAGGUCUUCGUGGCGGACGUUCUGAAAAGGAUGCUGUAACCCCCACCAGUAGCCCAGUCUUUUCGUCACAGUCUGAAACUGAUUCUGAAUCAACCAUGUCUGGUGAUUCUCUCGUCCAAACCAGUGAGCCUACUGUGGCCCCUGCUUCUAGGCCUGUUGAGGCUGCACAUUCCCCCGCACAUCCCCGUUUGACUUCCAAGCCUCCAUCGGAACAUGGUGAUGCACCAGUCGACUCCGAUGACUCAGUCAUGAGUGCUGCUGCCGAGUCGGUCACAUCACCAAGGCCCCAUUCACUCCCAGCAGCGGGAAGCUUAGGGAAUGGUAAAGGAAAAGCUGUGGCUAUGGAUGAAGAUGAGUCUUCCGAAGAGCCAGCUGAGGAUCCUACCAGCGAUGAUGAUCAUGAUAUCGCAGAUCAUUAUCAGGAUUCGAGCCCCACCAAUGGUCAGUCUACUAUGGCUUCGAGCAGCCAUGGGCCCAUCGAAAGAGAAUCCAAGAAGAUGCCUCCCGGUCACGUUGCCAUCGGCGAAGUAACUCACAGCCGAGACCAAAUCCUGGUUGGAGCUCCACAGCCAGACGCUUUGACAAUAAAGAUUCGAACCGAAAAGCGCGAUGAACACGAUGUGGUAACUGCUCGAGCUUUAGUUACCCAUAAAUAUACAAGAGGAAUAGACUGGUCCGACGCAAGAGACGUGAAGAGUCUCAACAAGUGGCGAAGCCAGAUUCUAGUUCGAGCCUUCAAGGCAAAGCAUGUACGAAGAUGGAAGUACACACUCAGUGAGAUGAACACGUUGUGCCACUUCCUGGAUAUCCAGCUUGCUGCACCUGGAGUCGAUGGCUUGAUGAUCAAUGUUGAUUGGACAUGGGUCACAACCAACUACAACAACUUUUUCCAAGGAAAGAGGCAACGCGCUGGCGAAUUAUAUGCCAGCGCCUCCUACACGGGCGAUGAUGGCAGAAAGACAUCUGCCGCCGGUCAACCAAUGAAGGAUGACCGUGAUGCCCCGUUUAGAUCUGAGAUUGCCUUGAAGAAUCAGAUCUAUCAUUUCAGAGACCGACGAGCAGUCGACCUUGUCAAAAACUCGAGAGGUGCAAGACCGUGGGAUGAAUCACAGGCAGAGGCUGAGAAUAUUCCCUCAGUCUCGCCCAGUGAAAGAUCUUCCCCCAGUUCCAAUGGAACGCUCAAAAAGCUAAUCUUUAAGCUUGGGAACGGCAGCAAGGUGACUCUCGAAGACAAGAAGAGAGCGAACACUGAAGACCGUGCAGAUGAAGAGAUGUGGCCACCGAACAAGAAGACAAAGAUGAGUGCGCCUUCUCAUCUCCGUGGGGGCAGCGGUGACAUCUGGGAAGGCUACGAGUCGAACUUCGAUUACAGCGAGGAUGCUGCACCACCAACUCACUACCAGGGUCGUGAGUUACGUUCCGAUUCUCCCUUUCGACAAAGCUCCCCCUCUCAAACUGCACGAGCCUUUUCCAAUGCUCAACGUGUCUUGGGUCAAGGCAGAACAGUACAUGGCGUCAACAACCAACCCAUCAUCGCUCAGUCUACCUCUCUAUCUAGAAGUAGGCAGGGCUCGAGGGAAAUUGAGGAGAACUAUGAUGAUGAUAGUGACGAUGAAGGCACAUCACGGUCAAAAAAGGCCAAUGUGAAUCAACGCCUUCCUAGAGAGGCUCACUUUCCGUCUGUGUAUUCACAGGCUCGUCAUCCACUUCCCACUGUUCGACAUCCACUCGUAGAUGAACAAGGUAUUCGUCAUCGCUCCAAACCUCGGCGUCCACUCAACAUUGACGCACCACAGCGUCACCUCCUUCCCAAUGGACCACGCUUGCCUGCUCAACAUGGCUCACCACAGACAGCUCCAACUUCAAAGAGCAAGAAGAGAGCAAGGGAUGAUGGCGCUGCUGAUAUGGACAACAAUAACCAACAAGUCCAAUCUAAGAGACCUAAACUGCAAGAUCAAGGGCAAGAAGACGAUGAAGACCAAGACGAAGAUCAUCAACAUCGAGACCAACAAUAUUCAAUUGCAGGAGGUCCGAACCAGAUGUUUCUCGCUCCAUUCCCACACAAUUCGAGUGUGGCCAAUCGGGAAGCUGCUCUUCAAUUGCAAUCGAGAGCUCCAGUAAGAGGUCCGCAAGUAGUAACAAGGACACUCGGGCAAACCGGACCUCGCCUUCCAACUUUGGAUGAUUAUUUCGCCGAAGAAUGA
Botrytis deweyae is the source of this 2970-nucleotide messenger RNA. RefSeq lists its product as uncharacterized. NCBI's taxonomy places the organism in Eukaryota, Fungi, Ascomycota, Leotiomycetes, Helotiales, Sclerotiniaceae. The record is from RefSeq and is a predicted model, not a curated record. The transcript is spliced from 3 exons. Bases 1 to 2970 code for a protein of 989 amino acids.